This is a messenger RNA of Prorocentrum cordatum, 639 nucleotides long. The record is from the annotation of a GenBank genome assembly. NCBI's taxonomy places the organism in Eukaryota, Dinophyceae, Prorocentrales, Prorocentraceae.
AUGCCGUCGUUUUAUACACCCGUAGCCAUCUUGGCUCAAGCCAUUUUUUGCUUGAGUCGGCCGCGGCCCGCACGCUCUUUCGCUUCGGUCGAGAGUGCGAUGGCGCCCCUGGAUGUGGCGCGGCUCCCGCCAGCUGCGCUGGCAGCGUUGGGCGGGGUCUCGGCAGUGUUGGCACAGGCGGGCUCGGAGGAGGGCGUCUCGUUGCGGCGCGCCUGUGCGCUCGUGUCUGCCGCUGUGCGAGGGGCGGCGCAGGCGGCAGUGGGAGUCUCCCCCCACGGUGCCGUCGAAGUCGUCCAGGAGGUCGUGGACACGGUGUACGCGGAGUUGGGGGGCGACCGGAACGUGGGGAGCGCCAAGCUGUCGCUCAGCGCCCACGGCCCGGAUGGUAAGAAGCUCGCCAAGCGUUUGGGGCGGGCUUCGAGGGCCAGGAAUUGGGACGCCCACCCUGACAAAGCGUACUUGGCCGCGGAUGUCAAGAAGUUCGCCGAGAAGGCUGAGGCAUCGGCGGCUGGCAGGCAGGCGGCGGCCAAGCUCGCAGCGAAUUCGGACUUUGACACGGCGGCGGAGGACGACACGUCGGCGGAGUCCGAGGCGACGCAGGUGAAGCAGCUGAAGGGAGAGCUGCAAGUUUUUCGAUGA